Molecule: messenger RNA, 510 nt
Organism: Prorocentrum cordatum
Lineage: Eukaryota; Dinophyceae; Prorocentrales; Prorocentraceae
Source: the annotation of a GenBank genome assembly
AUGCUCUGCCAUCUGGCCCUGAUCGCGUGCUCCGCCAUGCCCUCGAGGACCCGGGUUGCGGACGCGCUCCGCAAGCCAACGAACGCGCCACUCCGGGAGGAGUGGAUCAGGGCGGAGCUCGAGGCCACUGCCGCGGACUACAUCGCUCGCGAUGACGGCCGCCGCUGGCAGCCCACCCGCAGAGAUUUCGAGCGCGACAUCGACAUGUCGAAAAAUUCAGCGCCUGGCCCCGAUGGCAUCCCCAUCGGCGCCUGGCGGGCGUUGGGGUAUCCUGCCGCCAACUUGCUGCACCAGGCGUACCGGGAGAUCGUGGAGUCGGAGGACGUGGAGGCGAUCGGCGACUCGUAUCCGGAGUUCAACGAGACUGUGAUGGUUUUCUUACCCAAAACCCUGGUGGGGAAGGACGGAGACGAGGCGGAAAGGACUCGGCCGCUCAACAUAACCAACACUGACAAUCGCCUGAUGGCCAAUACAGUCCGGCUUCGCAUCGGACCCGCCUCGAUAAGAUAA